Messenger RNA from Acaromyces ingoldii, 711 nucleotides. Its product is annotated as RraA-like protein. Bases 1 to 711 code for a protein of 236 amino acids. The record is from RefSeq and is a predicted model, not a curated record. The transcript has 3 exons. Lineage: Eukaryota; Fungi; Basidiomycota; Exobasidiomycetes; Exobasidiales; Cryptobasidiaceae.
AUGGCAGCGGCGAAAGGGACCAAAGAGCUCGUCUCGCUGCUCGAAAAGUUUGGGACAUGCGAGAUUGCAGACGCUCUCGUCAAGCUCAAAAACCGGUCGGGAGGGCACCUUCCUGGCAUCUUUGCGCAUGCGCCUCGGUCAGAUAAAGCGGGGCUCUCGACGGGCAUCUGUGGGCCGGCCUUUACCGUUGAAAUGGUGUCCCAGGCCGAUAUUGAUGCGCCCAAGCCAGAUAAGCACUUUGUCGAUGCGACCGAGGGCCAUGAGGGCUGCGUCAUGGUCAUCAGCGCGCCGCCCGAGACGCGCUCCGCGAUCUGGGGCGGCCUUAUGACGCUGCGGGCCCAGGCGCUGGGCGUCAAAGGCGUCGUGCUCGACGGUCGCUGCCGCGACCUCGAGGAGCAGUGGGACUCUGGCUUCAGCAUCUUUGCGCGCUCCCACUCGACCCUCGGUCAGUCGCCGUUCACCAGACCCUCGCGUCUCCAGGUACCCCUCUCGAUUGCCGACCCAACGGCACCGAGCUUUCCGCCCACUACGGUCGCGCCCGAUGAUCUCGUGCGGGCAGACGUCGACGGCGUCGUCGUCUGUCCCCGCGCCGAUGUCCUGGCCGUCGUCGAGGCAGCGACAAAGGCGCGCGAGAUCGACGAACGGUGCAAGGAGGAUCUCCUCCGGGGGAAGGGCGUCAAGGAGACGUUUGCCAAGUGGCGCGGAAAAUAG